CCGACACUAUAAUUUUACGUUCGUACAAUGGAUACAGAUGGUGGGAUUAGGGGUAGUGGUGUUUUGUCACACUGGAUGGAUUGGAAACUGUGGAAGUUGACACACAAAUAAUUGCGGUCUGUAUAAAUCUGUGAUGUCCUAAACCUCAAAACUCUACAAGAGAUAGAGUGGAGAAACACAAUAAUGACAGGGUUCAAGCAUCUUGUUAUCGUCAAGUUUAAGGCCGAUUCCGUAGUCGACGACAUACUUAAAGGAAUGGAGAAGCUGGUUUCGGAGAUCGACAUCGUCAAAUCGUUAGAAUGGUAUGCUCUUUUUUUUCUUUUUCUUUUUAAGAUAUUGUCUCAGGGAAACAUGGAUUUUCCAUGUGGAGUGAUGGAAGUGUUUUCUUGCAGGGGUGAAGACAUUGAGAGUGAAGAGAUGCUUAGACAAGGGUUUACACAUGCCUUCUUGAUGAGUUUCGACAACAAAGAGGAUUACUCUGCGUUUGUCGGACAUGCAAGUCAUGUUGAAUUCUCUGCAACGUUUUCUGGUGCCAUUGACAAGAUUGUGCUGCUUGAUUUCCCUUGUGUUGUUGCAAAGGGUUCGGCUUGAUGAUUUUCCACAAUUACUAGAUUGGCAUCCGUUGUUUGUUCUCUCUUGUAUUUGUGCAUCUAUGUGUUAUGGCUUGUAAUUGCUGUUAAUUUCUGAACAAUCUCAAUUUGUAUUAUGUUUUGU
Hibiscus syriacus is the source of this 714-nucleotide messenger RNA. Its product is annotated as stress-response A/B barrel domain-containing protein At5g22580-like. The transcript has a single exon. The record is from RefSeq and is a predicted model, not a curated record. The coding region runs from base 184 to 591 and encodes 135 amino acids. NCBI's taxonomy places the organism in Eukaryota, Viridiplantae, Streptophyta, Magnoliopsida, Malvales, Malvaceae.